AUGCUGUUGCUUGAGAUCUCUAUCCCAACGGAGGCUACUUUUGUUACGAUGGGAGGGAAGCUUCGCGAAACGGGAAGACGACGAAGUAUCAUCUACUGGCUCUUGCAUCCCCGGAUACAAGCUGCAGUAUCGUCGCUUGUGCUACAGAUAAGCGCCAUUGCGGGUGACGUCGAUGGCGGCGCGAACGACCAAAGACCGACCAGACACCGACCGAUAAUCUUCGUUCUGAAGCUUUCGAAGAGCGCGGGAUUCUCGCUGGCCCAGCUGAAAACCAACCAAGUGACAGAACUGUCGUCCGAUAGCGGAGCUUCCUACGAGUUACCAACAGUAGCUUUGGAUGAUGAUUUUGCGAUCGAUAUGGUUAUGUUCUUUUCCGAGCUGUUGGCCGGUCUCUUCUACCUCACGAUACCCUUAAGACUUUUUAGUAUAUCGUUUCUGCCCUACCUAGUUCUUUCAGAAGGGCUGGUCUCCUACGGUCCGUACAAAUCUGGCGGGUGGAGAUUGCAGAACCUCACAACUCGGCCUUUGAGGGGAAAGGAAGUGCUUGUUGAGAUUGUGGCUUCGGGAAUUUGUCAAACCGAUCUACACUUUGCGGGCGCAGACAAUGGCCCUGGGGUCCAUUAUCCUCGCGUUAUGGGGCAUGAAGUGCGACAGUCGAUCAAAGCCGCAGUAGGAGAAUAUGAGCUGACAGUGGGCAUGCAAGGUGCUGGGUACGUUCGAGAUUUUGGGCAGGGGGUCCAGGUGGCCAAGGUGAACGAUCCAGUCAUACUAUCAUUUUCUGCUUGCAAAAGCUGUGAGCCAUGCGGGCGAGGAAAUCCCGCACAUUGCGUGAGGUUCAACGCCAUCAAUUUUGUGGCCGAGCCCGACAACCUCGUCUUCAAGGAAGCAUCCUCGACGCGGAGGCAUCCCGACAUCUAUGGUCAGUUCUUCGGCCAAUCGAGCUUCUCCAGCUGGUCCAUUGUGCGAGAAGACUCGGUAAUAAACGUGUCCGGCAUGGUCGAGACGAAAGAGGAGCUGCAGUUACUUUCGCCGCUGGGCUGUGGAAUCCAGACCGGCAGCGGCGCAAUCAUCCAUGCAGCCAAAGCGGGCGUCAAUGAUCGCGUCGCCAUCAUUGGCCUGGGAGGAGUUGGUCUGAGUGCCGUCAUGGGAGCCAGGCUUGUAGGUUGUGCUCAAAUCAUUGGCAUCGAUCAACAUCAGUCUCGCCUGGAGCUUGCAAGGGAGCUCGGAGCAACGCAUGUCAUAUCAACUGAGGGCAUGUCCGACCUGCAGGCGACAACAGAGGCCGUCCUCAAAAUGACAGAUCACCUGGGAGCGAACAUCACUCUGGAUACGACCGGGGUCCCGGCGUUAAUCGCGGAGGGAGUGAAAAUGACGGCCUUCAAAGGAAAAUGUCUACAGGUUGGGACUGCCCCUGACACGGCCACGGUGACCAUUCCCAUCCACGAGUUUAUGGUGGCGGGGAAACAAUUCAUCGGAGUGGUGGAGGGCGACGUGCAGCCACAGGAGUACAUUCCCCGAUUAAUUAAUUGGGUCAAGGAUGGCCGCCUUCCUUUGCAGAAGAUCGUGAAGUUCUACCAAGCUGCUGACUUCGACCGGGCCAUCCGAGAUAUGCAGUCAGGCUUUACUAUUAAGCCCAUUAUUCUGUGGUGA
This is a messenger RNA of Aspergillus affinis, 1650 nucleotides long. Its product is annotated as NAD(P)-dependent alcohol dehydrogenase. Gene Ontology annotation, molecular function: oxidoreductase activity. The record is from RefSeq and is a predicted model, not a curated record. NCBI's taxonomy places the organism in Eukaryota, Fungi, Ascomycota, Eurotiomycetes, Eurotiales, Aspergillaceae. The transcript is spliced from 5 exons. The coding region runs from base 1 to 1650 and encodes 549 amino acids.